CCUCCCCCCGCCGCCGCCCAUGGCGGCCGCCGGCGAAACGCGCUCCUCGCGGGGCGAGGAGGGGCCCGGCAGGCGCGAACCGCUCCAGCACCAGCUCCAGCACCACGAGCUCCAGCGCGCGCGCCGGCACACGCUGAGGCAACUGCUGCUCCAGCAUCCGCGUGGGGGCGCCCGGCGCCAGCGCCUGCGCCGGCUGGCCGCCGCCGCCGCGGUGGCGGCGUCGCUCGCGCUGCUGUCGAGAGGACGUGCGUCCGCGCCGCCACGGGCGUGGAGCUUCGCGGGAGUGGACGGGGCCGACCCGGAGAGCCUCUUCAAUGCGCUGUUCCUCUUGCUCGCGGCCACCGCCGCGGGGCUGAAACUAUCCUCGCGCUGCGGCGGUGGCGGGGGCGCCGCGGACGCCGAGGGCGCGCAGGCGAUGCCGCCCAAGAUGUCCAGCCUUCGGUGGCGGUUCCUGGGCGUCUUCUGGACGAUGUUCAAGAUGGCUGACUGGCUCCAGGGCCCCUAUCGAGCGCGCUUAUCGGCAGCAUGCGCUACCCGAGGCGAGACCGUGUCCGCGGACUUUAUCGCGCGGCUGUUCCUCACGGGUUUCCUCACCUCGGGCCUCCUGAGCGCCCAGACGGGGCGCUUCGUGGACUCUUACGGCCGCAAGGCUGGCUCCCUGGCGUUCGCGGCGUUCUACGCGCUGUCAGCGAUGUCCACCUACUCGAGCUCG
Messenger RNA from Prorocentrum cordatum, 712 nucleotides. Lineage: Eukaryota; Dinophyceae; Prorocentrales; Prorocentraceae. The record is from the annotation of a GenBank genome assembly.